CUAAUUUCAGUGAUUUCUGUGAAUUUUUGUAGGUGACGUGAUCAGUUGAAUAGUGAGAAUCCAGUGUGCUUUAAAUAUUUUAUAUCGUUUUCAUAUUUUGUGCAGAUUUUAAAAUGUACAAUUGUCUGUCAUAUGAUGAACCACUGCAACAACAAUUACUUCCUUAUAUAAAUUUUACUCAAGAUAUUACAUACAUGGCUAAUUCAACAAACAAAUUUGUGUACGUGAAACAAGACUUUACUCAUCGUCCUACUGAGAUCGAACCUAUAAAAGUUCUAGUAAACCCUAAUUUUAAUAAAAAAGUCUUUGUUAAUCCAAACUUUAAUGGUAACAUAAAAAAACAGUCUACUUUACCUCCUAAAAUACAUAUUAAUCCUAAUGUACAGAAUUUGAAAUUGAGGAAUGACGAGUGUAAAAAUAACAAAAUACACAUAAACCCAAACAUAUUAAGAAAUGCUCCAGUUUCUAAAAACGACACAAUGGUAGAAGAAAACUACAAUAACAACCGAGGUCAAAAUUGUGGGAAAGAAGCCAAUUGUACAAUAAUUUCUACAAGAACAAAAUUGGUGCGGACAUCGGCUAAGAAUAUAUCUGAAACUAAAAUUAAAAAGCGCAGGUCAUCGAUCAGGUCACAAUUUAAAAUAAUUAAAUCUUCGUUACUGGAAAAAUCUAUGUCGCAUAAAAACAGAACCGGAUCAAAAUAUAAAUUAAUUAUUAAGUCAAACAACAAAUCUUGUCCUGUUUCAAAACCUGUAAAUAAGUCUAAGCUAGACAACAGGAGUGCUAAAAUAAUGGAUACGAGUCCUAGGAGCAAAAAAUAUGUUUAUAUUAACAGAUUCCUGAACAUUACUGACAUAGCAAGGAAUAAUCUUUUGAAACAGAAUAAAAACAAAUUAUCUACAAUAAACAUUGGAGGGAUUCUUUAUAAAAAAUCAGAAAAUGGUUUGAACAUCACAUUAAAUCCACAUAAGAAAAAUAAUAUGAGGAAAGUACAAGAUAAUGGAAUACGAAAAUCAAAAUAUAAAUUUAUGAGAAAAUCAUCAAUAACAAAUAGUCAGAUAUUAAAACAGUCUAAAUCUUCAAUGGUUGGAGUGAAAAUUGUUAUAAAGAAUACGUCCAAACUGCGGGUUUGUAAUAUACCAUGCCCCUAUUACAGGAAAUUUGGAAGAUGUAAAGGAAAAGAAAAUGGAAAAUGUUGUAGGAAACACGAUCCUGACCAAAUUGCUUUAUGUACAAAAUUUUUACAAGGAGCCUGUAUAGACAAUAAAUGCUUUUUGUCGCACAAUGUGUCUCCCGAAAAAAUGCCAACAUGCAAGUUUUACUUGGACGGCUCCUGCUCAAGAGAAGAUUGCCCAUACUUACAUGUCCGUAUUAACCCUAGAGCUGAUGUUUGUAGGGAUUUUUUGGAAGGGUUCUGUAAAAAAGCUGCUGAGUGUGAAAAACGCCAUCAGUUUCUCUGCCCAGAUUACGAGAAGAGUGGCAAUUGCCUAAAACAGAGAUGCCCCUAUCCUCAUGGGAAAAUGGUAAGAAAGUAUUCAGUAUUUAAUAAGAAUAAAUUUGCCAAGAAAUCUUCCAAUAACUGUACAACUACAGUCAGACUUGACAGUGCAGUAAAAGGUACAAAAUCUGAAAAUUUAAUUAGCGCUGAAAAUUGUGAGGGCAAUAUGAAAUCACGAUAUUAUAUUGGACAAAAUAAUUUGGAUAACGAAGGAAAACAAAUUGACUCGAAUCAGAGUGGCUCUGUUGAGAGAGAAAAUGAUCAAGAAAGUGGUGUAAAAAUUCGGCCAAAAUUAGGAAAAUUACCAUCUUUUAUAGCAUUUGAAAAUACAUAGCGAAUAUUUCUUGGCAAUAAAAUUAUUUUCAUAUUGUACUACGAAUUUGUGAUAUAA
Messenger RNA from Anoplophora glabripennis (Asian longhorned beetle), 1889 nucleotides. It is a transcript of the gene ZC3H3, whose product is annotated as zinc finger CCCH domain-containing protein 3. The transcript is spliced from 5 exons. The record is from RefSeq and is a predicted model, not a curated record. Lineage: Eukaryota; Metazoa; Arthropoda; Insecta; Coleoptera; Cerambycidae. The coding region runs from base 114 to 1832 and encodes 572 amino acids. Gene Ontology annotation, molecular function: metal ion binding. Gene Ontology annotation, cellular component: nucleus.